This is a messenger RNA of Asparagus officinalis (garden asparagus), 2505 nucleotides long. RefSeq names its product metal tolerance protein 8. The record is from RefSeq and is a predicted model, not a curated record. Gene Ontology annotation, biological process: zinc ion transport; transmembrane transport; intracellular zinc ion homeostasis. NCBI's taxonomy places the organism in Eukaryota, Viridiplantae, Streptophyta, Magnoliopsida, Asparagales, Asparagaceae. Gene Ontology annotation, cellular component: membrane; Golgi apparatus. Gene Ontology annotation, molecular function: zinc ion transmembrane transporter activity.
GGCCUCUCCACCCGCGUGAUUGCUUCUUUUCCCCGCUUUGAUCAGCGUAACGAUGGGCGAUGGUGGAGGCGACGGUGGGGGUUUUGCUUCUGUUUCGCUCUGGAGUGCUGGGUGGCCUUUGAUUAAUACCGUCAUAUUUGGGGUUCUGCUGAACGAGAACUUCGGUGAUGAGAAGGUGGCUUCUAGCGUGAAGGACUUCGAGAGGGAGUUUCUGGUUACGUUCUUCUGUACGUUGGUUUUGGAGAUGCUCUACUUUCCGAAGCUCUCGCUUCCCGGAUUGUUGCUUUGUGGAGCGUUGAUGUGGGUGUCGGUUAGGGAGUUGGGUUCUUCGACUUCGGAUUAUGUCGAGAUUGGCAGUUCUCAUGCCUCAGAGUCGCUGUACGCUAGGGUGAUGUACCCGGUUAGGCACGUUUUGAGUGAGAGGAAAUCGAGGAAAAUUGCGAUGUUUCUUCUGAUUAAUACUGGGUAUAUGGUGGUGGAAUUUGUGGCUGGGUUCAUGAGUAAUAGUUUGGGAUUGAUAUCGGAUGCCUGUCAUAUGUUGUUUGAUUGCGCGGCUUUGGCCAUUGGGUUGUAUGCUUCAUAUAUUUCGCACCUGCCUGCCGAUCAUCGGUAUAAUUAUGGCAUGGGUAGGACUGAGGUACUGUCAGGGUAUGUUAAUGCUGUGUUCUUGGUUCUUGUCGGGACACUCAUCGUGCUUGAGUCAAUUGAGAGGAUCCUUGACCCUCAGGAGAUAUCGACUAGCAGUUUGUUGAUUGUUUCAGUUGGAGGGCUUUUGGUGAAUGUGGUGGGCUUGAUUUUCUUCCAUGAGGAGCAUCAUCAUGCCCAUGGUGGAGGUACGUGUUCUCACUCACAUUCACAUUCCCACUCGCACUCCCACUCUGAUCGCCAUCACCACCAUGGAAAUGAUAGUAUCAACAAUGAUCAUGGACUAGAUGUCGAGCAUCACAAGUGUGUUGGAGUGUCUCCUGAAUCCUCGAAUAGUCAUUCUCAUAGCAAUGCUGAUCAUGAUGAUUACCACCAUCCAUGUGGCAAUCCUAUUGUUCAUCAUCAUGAUUCUACUAAUGAGGGUAAGAACACUUGCAAUCCUCAAAGGAAAGAAGAUGACCAUAGUCGCCACUGUCAUGAACAUGAAAAUGAGCAUCAGUGCCAAGUGAAGGAACACAGCCAUCAUGAUCAGGACAAACCCACAGUUCAUAUCCACCAGAAUUCUAUCGGCAGCAAACAUGAUCCUCAUGGACUGGAUACCUCUUCAGCAAAUUCUCAAGGCCAUUGUCAUGAAGGUCACAGGCACGGUCAGUGCCAUGGUGAUGAAGGAAACUGUAGCCAUAAAGAAACUGAGAAUCCAAAUGAUAUGAAAGAAGAUCAUUCUCAUCUUCACUCUUCUCAUUCAAUAAAGCCAUCCACACACAAGGAUUCACAGAAGCACCAUCACAUUGACCAUAACAUGGAAGGGAUUUUCUUGCACGUUUUAGCUGACACAAUGGGGAGCGUUGGAGUGGUGAUCUCGACACUUCUCAUAAAAUACAAGGGAUGGCUUGUUGCUGACCCAGCAUGCUCUAUAUUUAUUUCAGUGAUGAUUGUAGCUUCUGUGAUUCCACUGUUAAGAAAUUCUGCUGAAAUUUUGUUACAAAGAAUCCCCAGAACUCAUGAACAGGAUGUGAAUGUAGCUGUCAGUGAACUUACAAGGAUUAAGGGUGUUUGCAGUGUCCAGAAGUUGCAUGUGUGGAAUUUCACAAAUACAGACAUAGUUGGAACCCUUCACCUUUAUGUGUCUCAAGAAACUGAUAAAGCUUCUGUUAAAAAUAGAGCUUUAGACUUACUGCAUGAAGCUGGGAUCAAGGAUAUAACCAUACAGGUUGAAUGUCUAAAGGGAUAACAAGAAGAGUAAAGUUUUAAAUCGAAUUCAAUCGAACCCCAAAGGUGGCUGUUGAAAGUUUAUUCAUGUGAUAUCUUACCAGUAUUAAACAGCCUACUAAAGGAAAUGGUUCUGAGGGAAGAUAACUGUCAAACCAUCUUACUGGCUAAUUUUGAAAUGCACUACGCAUCUCUACUCAGGUACAUACACUACGUUGCUACUUUAUAGAGUCAUACCUUGCUAUAACAUUGACAGUAACUUCUAUACUGCUUACUUACAGCAAGUAUAACAAUAUCUAUUUGAAACCAUAAAAGGAGGAGGGUGAAAGCAAAGAAGAAAACUGAAACUUUUAAGCCUAAAGGGUGUUCAAUAUCAUCUUACAUCCGUAGUCGUGGUGCCAAAAUGGUUUUGCGUUCAUCUACAUCACGCUUGGCUAUGGAAAGAUGAACACUUCAAUAUACAAUAUUAAGAGCACACUAGAACCAGAGCAGCUGUAAGGUCACAUUUCCCUUGGAUGUUAUCAUGGCCUGUAUGCUUUCGGAAUGGAUUGUAUGAUUUGUUUUGAACUGUGAUACCUUCGUAAUAUACCUUGUCGUGUUACAAUUCAAUUUACAUGCGAGCAUUUAUAUACACAGUUGCUAUAGCCAUGA